AUUUACAUAAAAAAGAAAUGACACACACAUGAAUCCAACAGCCUUAACUUUGGCACAGUAUAUUUUAAUAACAACAAACAAAAAUAACAAGUAAUGUACUAAGAGUAAUUGAUAAACACCAAAAGCAAGACGUGAAAUGUGUAUGCAUUAAUAAUCGUUACUUAUUUUUUACCUAUUUUUUAUGUUGUUUUGGUAUCGAAAAUAAAUCUAGGACAUGUGGAUCCAUCAAACUAUAUAUAAUCAACAUGAGUCCUUGGCCACGCAGACGCUUUCGUGUUACACCACUACGAACGUUGAUUGCAUUUUUAUGUGUCCUGUGUGUCUUUUGGUAUAAUCUUGGACGAGAAGAAAAACCAACUCAUCCAUGCAGUGUUCCUGAAGAAUUUACUGGACAACUACACGUUCUUGCUUAUCGUACACAUUUAGUAUUGGAGAAACUUGGCAUCAAUCAUUUUCUCUGCUUUGGAUCACUUUGGGGUCAAGUACGCAUUGGUCGAGCAUUACCAUGGGCAAGAAAAAUUGAAAUGUGUCUUAUUGAUACACUUCGUGAUGAUGUGCUCAUAUCAAAAGCAUUUAAAGAGGAUGGACUUAGUGCAUCAUAUUUAUAUGCAUCAGGAAUAUAUAAAAUUCAAGAAAAUAAUCAUCAUAAAAAUUCACCAACUGUUGAAAUUAUUGUUUUCGAGGAAGACUCUGUGACAAGAAUGAUGAGACGAGUUGGAUGGACAAGACGUGUUUUACCACCUGAUUGUGAAUUGUCACCAAGUCUUCAAUGUUUUCCACCUCAAUUGGUGAUAAUGCCAUUACCAAUAAAGUCGUUUGGUGGAUAUCUUGUUCACGUUCCUCGUGAAGGUAUCGAGCUACAAAAGUAUCAUUAUCCAAAUGAUUGGUGGCUUGAAAUAAAGCCAACAGAUUGUAUUGAUUCACAUCAAGAAAAUACGUAAUACAAAAAGCAACAUCAGCUAGAUUCAAUUUAAAGCUUCCUCUAAAAAGUUGGACGUAAAAAUAAAUAAAUAAUAAUUAUGUAUAAAGACAAAAUAAUAUAAUCUAUCAACGAUAAUUUAUUUGCUAAAAUAAAUUUUUACUAGUCAACUGUUAAACUGGUCCAGCAUAAAACUUAAAUGUUUAAUUUGCUCGAAUUGAUAUAAAUUUUUAGUUAAAUAAUUAAACAAACGAUUUUUUAACUAACAAGAUGAUUACAACAUAUUCACAGUGAUAAUAUUUAUUAAUAUAGAAAUUAGCAUAUCGUAUGUCGUAAAAUUAUUUCAAGUACUUUGAUUAGAUUAUCAAACUUGUGUUUGACUUAUUUAAUAAAUUAUAGAAAAAAUUUGAUUUUUUAGUCAUUGUCAUUAUUGGUCAGUAUUAAAAUAAUAUUUACUUAUAUAUUUAUUGAUUAUUUUAUUAUUGACAAAAUACCUACCUUAGUUGUUAAGAUUGUUGAGAUGUCUUUGAUGGAACAUGUGGUCCUUGUUUUAAUUAUACAACCAAGUGGAAGAGCAACAAUUUUUCAAUACUAAUUUAUAUCUCAAUGAAAAUACUUGACGUGUUUUUAUUAUUACUAUUUUAAUUUUGUAAGCAGUGACAAUUUUUAAAUAUAUAUUUUUUUAUUUAAAAAAAAGAAUGCUCCAAGUUGCAAACCAAAUUUGUGCUGGGUAAUAAUUUUAAACUAUGAUACAAAAACCUGUUAAUAAAUUAAAUAUUAAUUAAUUAUUUUUUGGAAAGGUUCAUAAUUAAAUCAACACUCAAAAAAUUAAUGUUAACUCAUUAUUUAAUAGAAAAAAAAACAUAUUUGUAUCUUGUAUAUUGAAUUACAAAUUCCAUUUAGAAAGAAUACAAUAAUUAAUUGUAAUUUAAAUGAUACUACCAUGUCAUAGUAUGCAUUGAAAUAAAAAAAAUUAAUUAAUAAAUGUGUAA
Molecule: messenger RNA, 1911 nt
Organism: Aphidius gifuensis
Lineage: Eukaryota; Metazoa; Arthropoda; Insecta; Hymenoptera; Braconidae
Exons: 4
Coding region: 246-941 (231 amino acids)
Source: RefSeq, a predicted model, not a curated record